UGGGCGGGGCUUGUCGUCCAGCAGUAGUCAGAAACUCAGCUGUCAACUCUUCAAAAGAUGGCUGGAAACCAGUCUUACACUAUAGUUGAGUAUUUCGGCGGAAAUGAUGGCUAUCACUGUGGUUACUGUAAAAAUGAAAAGGGCAACUCCUCUAAUGGCAUGUGGUCUCACACCAUGACUGUACAAGACUACCAAGACUUAAUAGAUCGAGGAUGGAGAAGGAGUGGGAAAUAUGUUUAUAAGCCCAUAAUGAAGAAAACAUGCUGCCCACAGUAUACUAUCAGAUGUCAUGCACUGAAAUUCCAGCCUUCCAAAUCCCACAAGAAAAUCCUGAAGAAAAUGAACAAAUUUCUUUCCAAAGGGGAGUUACCGAAGGGACAGGAACAUGGUGAGCCGAUGGAUGCGGUAUGUGAAGAGCCUGGUCCACGAGAACCCAUUAACCUCGUUCAAUCAAUAGUGAAGUGUGCCGCUAUAAAAGAUAUUCAGCAGGAAGUACCAGAGUGCCCCACUCCCACAGAACCUCAGAAGCAGCAAGUAGAUUCCACAGCAACGGUCUCAGAAACCCCUCAGACGUGUCCAGCGUCUGUCCCAGAUGGGAGAACGGCAAGCACGGCUCCUAAACCUGGGAUUGGAGCGGAUCCUAGCCGGCCACCGUGUAGAAAGGCCAAAGACCUGAGGAAGGAGCGUCGUCUUCAGAAAGAGCAAACUAGACAACAUGCAGAAGGGGUCUCUGCAAAUUCCACUCCCAGCCAGACAAACCAAACCAAAAGCCUGGAGGAUUUCAUAAAUGAGUCAUUGCAAGAUGAUUGUUCUCAUCGCCUUGAGGUGAGGCUAGUGCGUUCCAAUCCCCCUAGUCCGCAGUUCAAAGCCUCUUUCGACGCCUCCUACCAGGUGUACAAACUCUACCAGAUGGCCAUUCACAAGGAUCCUCCUGACAAACCCUCCGAGAGCCAGGUUAGGCUAGUGCCGGUGAACUUUGAGGACCCUCAAUUUGCAGCGUCCUAUGAGCAGUCAGUGACGCUGUACGCCCGCUACCAGAUGACCAUUCAUGGUGAUGACCCCAGCGAUUGUAGUGAGAGUGAGUUCAGGAGAUUUCUCUGUGAUUCACCACUAGAGGCAGAAUUUUCUCCAGAUGGGCCCGAGGUGGGCUACGGCUCCUUCCACCAGCAAUACUGGCUGGACGGCCAGAUCGUGGCCGUGGGAGUGAUUGACAUCUUGCCGACCUGCGUGUCCUCCGUCUACCUGUACUACAACCCAGACUUUGGCUCGCUGUCCUUGGGCUCCUACUCUGCUCUCAGGGAGAUCACUUUCACCAGGCAGCUAGAGAAGCAGUCCCCCAAGCUGUGCUACUACUACCUGGGCUUUUACAUUCACUCCUGCCCCAAGAUGCGGUACAAGGGGCAGUACCAGCCUUCAGACCUCCUGUGCCCUGAAACCUACAUUUGGGCACCAAUAGAGCGAUGUGUACCCCUGCUCGACGACUCCCGCUAUGCUCGUUUCCACCAGGACCCUGAUGCAGGAGACACUCGGGCGCUGAAGGACGUGAGCAGAGCUAUGGUGCUGCACAGACGGACCGUCAUGCCCUACGCCGCCUACAGCCGCAAACGGAAGGGCGCCAGCGACGAGAAGGAGGUGCAGCAGUACGCCGGCCUGGUGGGCCAGGACUGCGCUGAGAGGAUCCUGCUCUUCCGCUCCUAGACAUGGAGCAUCAUAUCACUGCAACUUCUUAAGAUGGGGGGGGGUACGCAGUACGCACGUCCCAGCAAAGUCUGUGUUGUUUUUGUUCUGUCUUUGUGUGUCUUGUGUGUCUCUGAAAGUGCUCUCUGCCUCCUCUCCUCGUAGCCUCACCAUGCUUACCUUUGUACGUGCAGGAGCACCGCUGUAGCCCAUCACUGUCUGCUGUUUGUAUGUCACCAGCCACAUGUUGGUCUCAAGUCCGAUCAUGUUUUCAGUUCAGCUUCACGAGUCGGUGAAAACCUUUUUGCACUCUGCUACAGGCACCGGCCCCCUGAAUGUUAUUUUUAUAUGAUAAUCCACUACUUUGGACUUUUGCGCCAUGCUUUAUGGUAAACGAGCAUCUAACUUCAGCUUAAUCCAGCUCUGAUUUAUUUCAGCAUUCCCCCUCUUGAACAGCUUAUUCUGUUAUAUUAAAUUUAAGAAAAACAAAACAUCAAAGCAGUCAUGGUACACCACCAAAUUGUAAAGAUUUUAUCACUUGAGUUUAUGUGAAGCCUCUGUAUUUCAUGUUUUUGUUUGGCUUAGUUUGUUUUCUGUGGUUUUUCUCUGCUUUUUUUCUCCUUCAAACCAAAUAAAGGGGUUGAAUACUC
Molecule: messenger RNA, 2327 nt
Organism: Cololabis saira (Pacific saury)
Lineage: Eukaryota; Metazoa; Chordata; Actinopteri; Beloniformes; Belonidae
Product: arginyl-tRNA--protein transferase 1
Exons: 13
Coding region: 58-1698 (546 amino acids)
Biological process (GO): protein arginylation
Cellular component (GO): cytoplasm
Molecular function (GO): arginyl-tRNA--protein transferase activity
Source: RefSeq, a predicted model, not a curated record